AUGUUGACUUGGAUUACCAGUCUUGCGAUCAUGGUACUCUGCGCGGCAUCCUUUCUCAAGCUCUUUUUCAUUCCGCAGACGGUUCCCAGCUCUUCCGAGACUUGCAUGAUUUGUGGAUCCAAAUUUGAAGAAUAUCUGGUACCAGCACUCUUUCUAUCCAUGGCCAAUACGUAUGGAAUGUUGGGGAUUUUCAACUAUCGAGCGUCCCAGCAAACGACGACGACGAACGACGAAGACACGGAACUGAUGCAACUCAUCAUGAGCAUUGUGCCUUUGGUGACAAGUUUUCUAGCAGUUCUUUUGGGAUUGGCCAUGAUGGGGGCGACUCCAACUUCCAAAAUAGUGACGAGACGAGCGUUGUUUUGGAUUAGUCUGUUGAGCUUUUUUGGACUAGCGUUGAUUUCCGUAGUGGAAAAUGUCAACGUCUUCUCCUCCGAGGUUGAUCUACAUACUCUUGUCUCUAUUGGAGGACUAUUGGUGUUAUGGGCCUUUUAUAUUCGCAAGGCUAUCCGCGAAAAGGACCGACGAUUUCAUUCAUUGAUCAAGGCUUUGUCGGUGAUGGCUUUUGUCAUUAGUUGCGCCUACGAGAAUAUUUUCUACCCAAAAUGUGAUUCCUUUGAAGCCUACCAAAAUUGUUUCCGAGAUUGUCCACUUUCCGCAAAUCAUCAGAAUACAAGUGCUCUCAUCAAUGUUGCAGUGCUGAUGGCUACCAUCGGUUGGACGAUAUCUGAAAAUUCGGUUCCCUCGAUCCAAGCACCAAAGGAAUUGAUUGACCCAACCGUCGCCUCUUGCGAUGAUUCCGCAAGUAUUGACACUAUUGAAGAUUUUCAAGGUGUUACCCCAGAUUCUAUGGAUUCGGAACGUUUGGGGCCAGACCUUGAAUCUGGUUCUCACCACGAUGAUACUGACGACGACUAUAUUAUUACCGAGGAGGAAUAUUCACCUUUUGACAGGGAUGAGACUGACACUGCGGAAACUGAAGUCCCACCAAUAGACGAUUCUCCAUCAGAGGAGUCGUCUAUGAUUGAUGAAAAGGAGUGA
Molecule: messenger RNA, 1041 nt
Organism: Cylindrotheca closterium
Lineage: Eukaryota; Bacillariophyta; Bacillariophyceae; Bacillariales; Bacillariaceae
Source: the annotation of a GenBank genome assembly